Gavia stellata (red-throated loon) is the source of this 881-nucleotide messenger RNA. It is a transcript of the gene AK3, whose product is annotated as adenylate kinase 3. Gene Ontology annotation, cellular component: cytoplasm; mitochondrion. Lineage: Eukaryota; Metazoa; Chordata; Aves; Gaviiformes; Gaviidae. The record is from RefSeq and is a predicted model, not a curated record. Bases 28 to 678 code for a protein of 216 amino acids. Gene Ontology annotation, molecular function: AMP kinase activity; ATP binding. The transcript has 5 exons. Gene Ontology annotation, biological process: nucleobase-containing compound metabolic process.
CCGCCGCCGCUGCUGCGCGCCGUCAUCAUGGGGCCCCCGGGCUCCGGGAAAGGCACCGUCUCCGCUCGGAUUAUCAAACACUUCGGGAUGAAGCACCUCUCCAGCGGCGACCUGCUGAGGGACAACAUGCAGAAGAAGACAGAAGUUGGUAUCCUUGCCAAGUCCUACAUUGAUCAAGGGCGGCUUAUUCCAGAUGACAUCAUGACACGACUAAUGCUGAAUGAGCUGAAAGGUCUGGAUCAGUACAACUGGCUAUUGGAUGGUUUCCCCAGAACGGUUGCUCAGGCAGAAGCCCUGGAUAAAGAAUGUCAAAUAGACACUGUGAUUGACCUAGAUGUGCCAUUUGAGACCAUAAAAUGUCGGCUCACAGCACGUUGGAUCCACCCGGCUAGUGGCAGAGUCUACAAUCUUGAAUUCAGUCCUCCCAAAGUGCAGGGCAUUGAUGAUAUUACUGGAGAGCCACUUGUUCAGCGUGAUGAUGAUAAACCAGAGACGGUUACCAAGAGGCUACAGGCUUAUGAUGCACAAACAAAACCUGUUCUAGAAUAUUAUCGGGAAAAAGGGUUAUUGAAAUCCUUCUCUGGAACAGAAACCAAUAAGAUCUGGCCACAUAUCUAUGCUUUCCUCCAAACCAAGUUGCCAGAUGUGAGCCAGAAAGAUGCGGCCAUGCCCCGGUGAAAAUAGGUCUAACUUCUGCUUGUCUGUAAUAGCUCACACUUGAUUACAUGAGAUUCAGCAAUGAUUGAUUUCUCUUAAUCUACCAGACUGAUCAAUAAUUGAAGUCCAAUGUUGUCCUUAACUUACAUUAUGAUAAAACUUUGUUGCCUGUGGUUCUGACUUUAAUGCUGUAUUUUUUUAUAUUAAAUAUACCUAAUUUUUAU